AUGAUACACCUGUUGCUGAAUCUUUUAAUAGAUCUAUUGUCGCCAGUGACAAAGUAUACGGAGCUCAAUCCUGCUCUGUGCGCUGAGUUGCAGAAAAUCGUGGACACGAUCCUCACACCUGGAAAAGGGAUAAUCGCUUGCGAUGAAUCUCCAGAGAGUUUAGAUAAACGAUUCGAAGAGCUUGGUAUCGCAAAUACGGAGACUGCACGACGCGAUUAUCGGCAGAUGUUGUUCAGCACUGAUCAGUCUCAAUUAACAAAAUACAUAAGCGGUGUUAUUCUGCAUACCGAGACAGUUCACCAAAAAACGACGGAGGGUGCUGAUUUCAUCGAUUUCCUGCGACAAAGGAAUAUUGUGCCCGGUGUGAAGGUCGAUAAGGGGUUGGUCGAUCUCUUCGGCACGAAGAAUGAAAAGAUCGCUCAAGGCCUGGACAGUUUGGAAGAGAGAUGCAUACAGUAUAAACGGGAUGGUUGUCACUUUGCGAAAUGGAGGUGCACCUACAUUAUCUCGGACACGACACCAAGUCAGUUGGCUCUGAUUGCGAAUGCGAACGUUCUUGCAAGAUAUGCCAGCAUAUGCCAGAGCGCACGAAUAGUGCCCAUCAUAGAACCGGAGGUAUUGAAUGUUGGUAAGCAUGGAAUAAAUAAAGCGUUGGAAGUUCACGAAGAAGUCCUGUCCGUUUUAUUUCGUACUCUAAACGAGCAUCAUGUUUAUCUUGAGGGUGCAAUCCUAAAACCGGCGAUGGUCCUGUCGGGUAUCAAGAAUACCGCUAAUUGUACGCCACAGGUAGUAGCCGAAUAUACAUUAACAGCUCUACAAAGAACAGUGCCGUCAGCAAUCCCAGGAAUCGUAUUUCUGAGCGGUGGACAAUCAGACACAGAGGCCGUCAUGAAUUUGAAUGCUAUUUGUGCUUACGAAGGAAAGAAACCUUGGAAAAUCACUUUUUGUUAUGGGCGUGCGUUACAAAACAAACCAAUGUCGAUCUGGAAAGGGCAGACAGAGAACGUACAAGAAGCCCAAGCAGCGUUAAUUGAGAGGGCCACACUUUGCUCUGAAGCGUCUUUCGGAAAGAUGCAACUGAAUAGCCUGUGUACGAAAAAAGUUUCAAACGCGCACUGA
This is a messenger RNA of Dufourea novaeangliae, 1119 nucleotides long. RefSeq names its product fructose-bisphosphate aldolase-like. The coding region runs from base 1 to 1119 and encodes 372 amino acids. Gene Ontology annotation, biological process: fructose 1,6-bisphosphate metabolic process; glycolytic process. The record is from RefSeq and is a predicted model, not a curated record. Gene Ontology annotation, cellular component: cytosol. Gene Ontology annotation, molecular function: fructose-bisphosphate aldolase activity. The transcript has 6 exons. NCBI's taxonomy places the organism in Eukaryota, Metazoa, Arthropoda, Insecta, Hymenoptera, Halictidae.